AUGGCCUCCCGCCCUCCCUCCCGCGCCCUCUCCACAGCCCGAAGCGACGACGCAUCUCCCACCAGAUCCGGUCCCGAAUCGGACGAUAAGAGCGAGGAUGACCAGGAAGGUUCACGGUCCGAGAUUCAGAGCAUCAUGGAGCAGUUUAGCGAGUAUGGAGGUGGUCCUGAUGCCGAUGAAGUCAUGAGCCCGCGCCUGGAGAUUGCUUCGCCCAUGCUGGGAUCUUCUCUGCAGCAUCCGCCUCGAAAAUCCAGCCUCGAGCCUCUGUCGCCCUCGCUUGCCAGCCAGCUUCAGGGACUCAACGCCCUACACAUCUCGACGCCUGGUGACGACGACCAUGGACCUCCUGUGCCCCCUAAAGAUGGAUCCAUGGGUACACCUCCGAGACCCAAAGACGCACGACCUCUGCCCAACAAUGUCGCAUCCCCAGCAUCUCCUACUAUGUCCAUGCACAGGCCGCCGCCUCCAGAGCCCGAACCCGAACCGUCCCUACCCUUCGACUUCCACAGAUUUCUAGAACAGUUGCGGAACAAAAAGGCGGAUCCUGUAGCGAGAUAUCUCAAGUCAUUCCUCUUCGAGUUCGGGAAACGCCAGUGGAUGGUUCACGAGCAGGUCAAGAUCAUUAGCGAUUUCCUAGCCUUCAUUGCCAACAAGAUGUCGCUGUGUGAGGUAUGGCGGGACGUCUCGGAUGCAGAGUUUGAUAAUGCUAGGGAAGGCAUGGAAAAGCUCGUCAUGAAUAGGCUCUACACACAAACCUUUUCACCAGCCAUUCCGCCGCCCAAGCCAAUACCUGGAGCAAAGCCUAGGAGGAGAGGAGGCGAUCCGCCACUGGGUCCUGGUCGGAGAGGUCAGCACCAGGAGGACGUCGAGCGGGACGACAUUGUGACGCAGAAAAUCAACAUUUACGGCUGGGUCAAAGAAGACCAUCUAGAUAUACCACAAGUCGGGGAGAGCGGCAGGCGUUUUCUGAAACUAGCGCAACAAGAACUCUUAAAGAUCAAGUCAUAUAGAGCCCCCAGAGACAAGAUUAUUUGCGUCUUGAACUGCUGCAAAGUCAUAUUUGGCCUUCUGAAACACAACAAGUCCGACUCGUCAGCCGACUCCUUCAUGCCACUGCUCAUCUACGUAGUGCUCCAGUCGAAUCCCGAGCAUCUGGUUUCCAAUGUGCAGUAUAUUCUGCGAUUCAGAAAUCAGGAGAAGCUCGGUGGCGAGGCCGGCUACUACCUCUCCUCUCUUAUGGGCGCAGUCCAGUUCAUCGAAAACAUGGAUCGAACCUCUCUCACCAUCACCGAUGACGAGUUUGAGAAAAACGUUGAAGCAGCCGUCUCCGCAAUUGCAGAGAAGCACCAAGCAAUGUCUCCAACAGGAUCACGCCCACCGCAGCAGAUAUUCAACGAAAAAUCCUCAUAUGCUGAGGCUCGUUCCUCUCUCGAUGGCGCAAGCUCGUCCGCGCCACGUCGUUCAACAGACCAGAAUGAAGUCGACCUCACCGCGCCAAUCACUGGGCUCCUGCGGACUAUUCAGAAUCCCCUCACCACCAUCGGCCGCAUGUUUUCAGACGAUGGUGCAUCAUCAGCACCUCGGCCACCCCCGCCGCCACCCAUCGGCCGUCCCUUGGGGUUCCCCGAUUCAGUUCCUCUGAGGACCAGCACAGACGACCAAAGAGACAGCGGUCGGCGCGAUUCAAGAUACGCUCUCCCCGCAGAGGAAGCAGCAGCUCGUCAAGCAAGCGCCGAGGUGGCCGAAGCACAACGCUUACACCGCGCUGAGCAUGCCAACGUCGUAGAGACGCUGGCUGGCAUGUUCCCAGAUCUGGAUAAGGACAUAAUUAGCGAUGUGGUCUACCAGAAGGAGGGAAGAGUUGGUUUGGCAGUCGAUGCGUGCCUUGCUUUAUCCUCGUAG
Messenger RNA from Trichoderma harzianum CBS 226.95, 1902 nucleotides. RefSeq lists its product as hypothetical. Gene Ontology annotation, cellular component: endocytic vesicle; cytosol. The record is from RefSeq and is a predicted model, not a curated record. Bases 1 to 1902 code for a protein of 633 amino acids. NCBI's taxonomy places the organism in Eukaryota, Fungi, Ascomycota, Sordariomycetes, Hypocreales, Hypocreaceae. Gene Ontology annotation, biological process: vesicle-mediated transport. The transcript has 5 exons. Gene Ontology annotation, molecular function: small GTPase binding; guanyl-nucleotide exchange factor activity; ubiquitin binding.